Rangifer tarandus platyrhynchus (Svalbard reindeer) is the source of this 597-nucleotide messenger RNA. NCBI's taxonomy places the organism in Eukaryota, Metazoa, Chordata, Mammalia, Artiodactyla, Cervidae. The record is from the annotation of a GenBank genome assembly.
AUGUCCCUGAGAACCGGAAUCACUCCUUUGAGAGAGACUCCUGAAGAGAAAAGAGAAGUUCCCAAGGUAGGAGAGGUAGAAAAUUCAUCAAUUCAUCCUAGAAAUCAGAUAUAUUUAGACCAGGCUUGUGAUCCCAGGUGGGAAUCCCACAUGCACAUGGGUGGCCAGCGGCUCCUCCCCCAACACCUCCCUUCCACAUCUUACCUCCUGGCAUCACUCGGCCAGCAGGGUGGGAUCCAUCACACUUGGCACUGUCUCAAUCUGACGGAGGGCAGGGUGCAGACUAGAGGUUCUGUCCUUUCCCAGAUGCACUGGGAAGACCUCCAGCUGCCUUCCCCCCACUCACCUGAGGUCACCGCCACGAGCAGGAUGCGGGCACACCUGAGUCAGUGCACUGUGGCUCCUAGUGAGCUGGACUCAUCUACCCCUGCCCCCUGGGCCCCAAGGCCCCAUUCAUUCAUUCUUCUGUGCUCCAGCCUCUCCCCCUGCCCACACCUAUUCUCCCACCUUCCGCUCCAGAGGCCACUUCUGCAGCUGCAAAGCUUCCUGCUCAGGCCAGCAGCCACAGCAAUUGUUUUCCUGUUGCACCAGGCCUAA